AUGCUCUCAUUCAUUCUUUCCAUUUCUCUCUGUCACUCAUACUCUUAUUUACUUUCCCUUUCCUUCACAUUCAUGCUCUCUUCAUUCUUUCUCAUACAUCCAUCCUCUCAUUCAUUCUUUCCUUUUCCUUCUUUCUCAUGCACUCAUUCAUUCCCUCUUUCUCUCACAUUAAUGCUCUUAUUCCUUCUUUCCUUUUCCUUCUUUCUCUCACAUUCAUGCUCUCAUUCCUUCUCUUUCCUCCUUUAUCUCGCAUUCAUGCUCUCAUUCCUUCUCUUUCCUUUUCCUUCUUUCUCUCGCAUUCAUGCUCUCAUUCCUUCUUUCCUUUUCCUUCUUUCUCUCGCAUUCAUGCUCUCAUUCCUUCUCUUUCCUUUUCCUUCUUUCUCUCGCAUUCAUGCUCUCAUUCCUUCUCUUUCCUUUUCCUUCUUUCUCUCGCAUUCAUGCUCUCAUUCCUUCUCUUUCCUUUUCCUUCUUUCUCUCGCAUUCAUGCUCUCAUUCCUUCUCUUUCCUUCUUUCUCUCGCAUUCAUGCUCUCAUUCCUUCUCUUUCCUUUUCUUUCUUUCUCUCAUUCAUGCUCUCAUUCCUUCUCUUUCCUUUUCUUUCUCUCACAUUCAUGCUCUCAUUCCUUCUCUUUCCUUCUUUCUCUCGCAUUCAUGCUCUCAUUCCUUCUCUUUCCUCCUUUCUCUCGCAUUCAUGCUCUCAUUCCUUCUCUUUCCUCCUUUCUCUCGCAUUCAUGCUCUCAUUCCUUCUCUUUCCUCCUUUCUCUCGCAUUCAUGCUCUCAUUCCUUCUCUUUCCUUUUUCUUCUUUCUCUCACAUUCAUGCUCUCAUUCCUUCUCUUUCCUUCUUUCUCUCACAUUCAUGCUCUCAUUCCUUCUCUUUCCUUUUUCUUCUUUCUCUCGCAUUCAUGCUCUCAUUCCUUCUCUUUCCUUUUCCUUCUUUCUCUCACAUUCAUGCUCUCAUUCCUUCUCUUUCCUUCUUUCUCUCACAUUCAUGUUCUCAUUCAUUCUCUUGCCUUCUUUCUUUCACAUUCAUCCCCUCAUUCAUUCAUUCAUUUCUUUCUUUCACAUUCAUGCUUUCAUUUAUUCUUUCACUUUUGACAUUUUCAUAUUUUUGUACUUACAAUUUUUACUCUUUCUUUGA
Molecule: messenger RNA, 1137 nt
Organism: Acanthosepion pharaonis
Lineage: Eukaryota; Metazoa; Mollusca; Cephalopoda; Sepiida; Sepiidae
Source: the annotation of a GenBank genome assembly